This is a messenger RNA of Polyodon spathula (Mississippi paddlefish), 1864 nucleotides long. Its product is annotated as ADP-ribosylation factor-like protein 15. The transcript is spliced from 6 exons. Gene Ontology annotation, molecular function: GTP binding; GTPase activity. Bases 809 to 1411 code for a protein of 200 amino acids. The record is from RefSeq and is a predicted model, not a curated record. NCBI's taxonomy places the organism in Eukaryota, Metazoa, Chordata, Actinopteri, Acipenseriformes, Polyodontidae.
AAUAUCUCUGCAGGAUUUUCCCCCACACUGAAAGUUGCAGAUAUGCGGGAGCAACUUGGAAAAUGCUCGAUUCCUGCAAUCUCGCAGUGAAAUUCCAUCCCUGAACUAUAGUCCAAAAAACCGCACAUUAUUACAGUAGCACUGUUCAUUACGUUCAUUGUGCAAGCCAUGGAUAUAUAUGCAGUUUUGUGCAUGUUUCAGCUUUUCUCGAAUGUAUUGUUUAGUCUCUUUUUGGCUUUUUUAGCAAAACAAAGCGAUCUAACUUUCUUCUGUGCAGUUAUGUUUUAAAGAAACUCGGUGGUCUUUGACGCACAGCAAGAGCUUCCAAGGUUGUCCAGGUUUGUUGAGAAGCACUGAAACUCUUCUGAUUUGGGCAGCUCGCCGUGGGCAGCCGAAGCCUGUAGAGCCAGGCAGUGGAAAUGAGGCAGCACACAAGAAGUCUAGAACAACGGCUCUCAAAUGCGGCCCCAGCAGCCCCCCGGCAACUCCUCUCUUAAUGAGUCUUUAUCCAGCUUUCAUUCAGCACAGUUCAUGCUGUUUGCAUUCCGGUUCCUCGUACUGCUUCUGUUUCUGUAGAUGCAAUAGCCUUUUUCACGCAGCGGCCAUGUUUGGUUGAAAACGAGGCUUGGUGUGCAAGCAACUGUCAUGGCCGCCGCAGCUACUGUUAGUAUCACUAUGUAGACGAAAUCUUUGCUAUGUGUUCCUCAAAUAAAAGUUGAAGAAAUUGAUGAUUGGGUAGAUAAUAAUGUGAGGAUUCUGAAAAACAUACAGCAGAAAGAGUACAGCAAUUGGAUUGAGGGUUAUAUUCAUGAAGCAGAAGUGUUUCAGAGCACUCUGCUGCAAAGGACCUCCCCCUCCGAGACUGGAGUAUGAUGUGGUUUGCAUUGGUCUGACGGGCUCUGGCAAGACCAGUCUGCUUUCACGUCUUUGUAGUGAAGGUACAGAAACAGUUGUGCCUACCACAGGUUUUAGCAUCAAAGCAGUUCCAUUCCAGAACGCCAUCCUGAAUGUAAAGGAACUUGGAGGGGCUGACAAUAUAAAGAAGUACUGGAGUCGAUAUUACCAAGGCUCCCAAGGGGUGAUCUUCGUACUGGACAGUGCUUCUUCAGAAGAGGAGCUAGAAAUAGCAAGAAACGAGCUUCACUCAGCCCUGCAGCACCCCCAGCUCUGUAUACUGCCUUUCUUAAUACUGGCCAACCAUCAAGACAAGCCAGCAGCCCGCUCUCUACAAGAGAAGGGUGACAUGAGGACGGAGCCCAUCGACCAUUCUCACACACUGCAUUACCAGCUCAGAGGAAGGGUGUCAGGCACAGCAAGAGAAGCUCAUCGUGUGACAAUUGGGUAUAAAGAGGUCACCAUGUCACCCAAGUUCAAGUUAAUAGAACUUCUGGAAAUCAAAAGGAUCUUCUGAGACUGUUGAUAGGCCCAAUUAGAGCCCCUGUGGUUUUCCAUGACUCACCCCUUGUGCUUACUCUGCAGUCCUUGUGGUUUUCCAUGGCUCAGCCCUUCUUCUUACUCCCAGCCCUGGCUGUACACGAUCUGCAGAGACCUGAAAGUCCUCCUGGGUCUAAUUGGAUGUGUUAAAGCUCGACAGUGAUGUGCUUCAACAGGAUUCACCUGGCUUGGGUGAUUUUGGAUUGUACUUUUAGAUCUAAUGUCUGUGCCUGAAGACUUAUCAGAUGUAUUGUCACAUUUCUCAGUAUAGUUUGUAUCUGUGGAUUACAUUUGGGUAAUUUCACUCUAGAAAUAUAUCUAAUUAUGAGGUUUGUGAAAGAGUGCGGGAUCUACCCUAAAGACUUUGUACCCUACCUAAUUGGUUUUAUUUAAGGAGGUGACAAGUCAUUUUUGCACUUAUUUGUAUUAA